ACCAUGAACAGUACCUGCGGCUCCAGGGAGCUCCCCGGGCCCCAGGCGGUCAAGUACAUCUUAUUCAUCUACACGGGCGGGCUCCUGGUGCUGGGUCUGCUGCUCAACGGCCUGGCACUGUGGGUGCUGUGCUGCCGCCUGCUGCGCUGGACAGAGACCCGCGUCUACAUGGCCAACCUGGCCGUGGCUGACCUCUGCCUGCUCUGCGCCCUGCCCUUCUUUCUGCACUUCCUGAAGAGCAGCACAGACUCGCCACUCUGCCAGCUGUCCCAGGGCAUCUACCUGGCCAACAGGUACAUGAGCAUCAGCCUGGUCAUGGCCAUCGCCGUGGACCGCUACGUGGCCGUGCGGCACCCACUGCGAGCCCGCGGGCUCCGCUCCCCACGCCAGGCCGUGGCCGUGUGCGCCGUGCUCUGGGUGCUGGUACUGGGCUCCCUGGUGCUUCGCUGGUUCCUGGAUAUGCAGGACGGCAGCUUCUGCUUCUCCAGCCGCUCCAGGCAGAAAUCCUACAUCGUGGUCUUCUCACUGCUGGGCUUCUACCUGCCGCUGGCCGUGCUGGUCUUCUGCUCUCUGCAGGUGGUGACCGCCCUGGCCCAGAGGCCAGCCGCCGACGCAGUCCAGGCGGAAGCCACCCGGAAGGCCUCCCGCAUGGUCCUGGCAAACCUGGCCGUGUUCGUGGUCUGCUUCCUGCCCUUCCACGUGGUGCUGACUCUGCGCGCGGCCAUGGGCCUGCGCACCUGUGCCAUCGGUCUUGCCCUCCAGAUCACUAGCAGACUCUCGGACGCCAACUGCUGUCUGGACGCCAUCUGCUACUACUUCAUGGCCAAGGAGUUCCAGGAAGCAUCUGCGCUGACCGCCCUCCGCACCAGAGCCAAGGCCCACAAAAGCCAGGACUCUCUGUGUGUGACCUUGGCCUAG
Molecule: messenger RNA, 918 nt
Organism: Globicephala melas (long-finned pilot whale)
Lineage: Eukaryota; Metazoa; Chordata; Mammalia; Artiodactyla; Delphinidae
Gene: GPR35
Product: G protein-coupled receptor 35
Biological process (GO): phospholipase C-activating G protein-coupled receptor signaling pathway; positive regulation of Rho protein signal transduction
Cellular component (GO): plasma membrane
Molecular function (GO): G protein-coupled receptor activity
Source: RefSeq, a predicted model, not a curated record